GGUUACAGUUGAAAUAGAGAACGCGCAACACGUCGGUGAUUUCCCUCAGGUUCUCGCGAGAACUCCCCGCUCCACAGAUUUGACCGUUUCUCCGAAGAAAAGCUUUGUAACAUGGCCGACUCAUCCCCCGAGCGUCCUCAGGCGGACAAGGACGACGUGUUGGAGCUGAACAACGAUUUAGAGAAGAUGACAGAAUGCGUUGAAAACAUGUCAGUGCAGUUGACCUGGAUGGCCUACGACCUGGUGGCCCUGCGGACCAGCCCCGAGCUGGGGGCCCUCCUGCGGGGGCUGGAGGAGGCGUAUCACCGCUGCAGAGCCGCUGUGUGCGGAGACCGGAGCCAGGAGCCCGAGCUGGAGGACCGGGCUCAGAUCUGAUGUUGUUCUCCAGCUCACUGCUGAACUGAACUGAGACAAAGGGAGUGAAGCUGUCAAAGCAGAAUUAGAUCCAACUAUUAUUGUGUUUUGUUCAAGUAAAUAUUGUAAUUGCUGUGGCGAUCUUAUUGUUAAGGGGGAAGCAGGAAGUUCGAUGUAACUGCUUCUGACUACAUUCAAAUAAAUGUAUAUUUAAAAAAACACGUUUUAUUCAGUAAUGUAGACUGUAGUAUUUUGAUUUACAAACAGUUGCUGUUAAAAUGGUGUUCGUUUUGUAAGUAACUAAGUCAUUUGAUUUAUGCAACUUGUUAAAGUGAAUAAAUAAAAAACAUAAAACUA
Molecule: messenger RNA, 711 nt
Organism: Hippoglossus stenolepis (Pacific halibut)
Lineage: Eukaryota; Metazoa; Chordata; Actinopteri; Pleuronectiformes; Pleuronectidae
Gene: syce3
Product: synaptonemal complex central element protein 3
Exons: 3
Coding region: 112-375 (87 amino acids)
Biological process (GO): reciprocal meiotic recombination; spermatogenesis; synaptonemal complex assembly
Source: RefSeq, a predicted model, not a curated record